Messenger RNA from Nelumbo nucifera (sacred lotus), 1744 nucleotides. RefSeq lists its product as uncharacterized. The record is from RefSeq and is a predicted model, not a curated record. NCBI's taxonomy places the organism in Eukaryota, Viridiplantae, Streptophyta, Magnoliopsida, Proteales, Nelumbonaceae.
UCCCAUGUAAAUUAAAGUAUCAGGCCUUUAAAUGGAGCUCCGCUUCUCACCUAUCUCUGCUUUUCUUCCGCUCGCAUUCGCACUUGCAGCAGUUAUGGUAGUAAGCCAUGCUGCCCUACCUUCUGAAGUUUACUGGAAGUCGAUAUCAACCAACACACCCAUGCCAAAACUAAUCCAGCGUCAACUACGGCCUCAUCUAAAGCUGCCAACACAAGCCAAGGUGUAUCUGGACUCCACAUCUGUGCUUCCAACACAAGCGAAGGUAUACCCAGCCUCCAAAACUGUCCUUCCAACACAGGCCAAAGUGUAUCCAGAUUCCAAAACUGUGCUUCCAACACAGGCGAAGGUGUACCUAAACUCCAAAACUGUGCUUCCGACACAAGCGAAGGUAUACCCAGACUCCAAAACUGUCCUUCCAACGCAGGCCAAGGUGUAUCCAGACUCCAAAACUGUUCUUCCAACACAGGCCAAGGUAUACCCAGCCUCCAAAACUAAGCUACCAACACAGGCCAAGGUGUAUCCAGAUACCAAAACUGUGCUUCCAACACAGGCCAAGGUAUACCCAGCCUCCAAAACUAAACUACCAACGCAGGCCAAAGUGUACCCAGACUCCAAAACUGUGCUUCCAACACAGGCCAAGGUAUACCCAACUUCCAAAACUAAACUACCAACACAGGCGAAGGUGUAUACAGCUGAUACCAAAACAGUGCUUCCAAGUCAGGCGAAGGUAUAUAAGAUUACCAACUAUAAGGAUCAACUCCAUCUUGAUGGAGAUGUUGAUUUUUUCUUCUUAGAGGAAAACUUGCACUCUGGCACAAAAAUGAACCUGGACCUCUCCGGAAUUACAAAUGGAGAAACCUUGUUGUCUCGUCAAGUCGCCGACGCCAUACCCUUUUCUUCUAACAAGUUACCCGAGAUCCUACACCGAUUGUCGAUCGAGCCAAAAUCAAAAAUGGCGGAGGCCACGAAGGAGACACUGGAGCUGUGCGAGGCACCUGCUAAAGAGGAGAAAGAUGACCUCUGCGUGACAUCUUUAGAAUCGAUGAUCGACUUCAGCACAUCAAAGCUUGGGAAGAAUAUUGAGGCCGUGUCGACGGAGGUUGGUGUUGGUAAGGAGGAAACGCAGAAGCACAAGUACGUUGUGGGUCCAGGCCUAGAAAAACUAGUUGGGAGCCCUGUUGUGUGCCAUGCCCUGACCUACGCCUAUGCUGUGUACUACUGCCAUAAGGUUGAGGCCACAAGGGCAUACAUGGUUCCGUUGGUUGGUGGUGAUGAUGAUGGGACCGGGACGAGUAAAGCUGCUAAAGCCGUGGCCGUGUGCCACACUGACACAUCCAGAUGGAACCCUCACCAUCUGGCCUUCCAAUUACUCAAGGUUAAGCCUGCGAGUACUGUUCCCAUCUGCCACUUCCUUCAAGAAGAUACCAUUGCUUGGUUUCCCACCAGCCACAAACCACUCAAUUAAUUAAUUUCGGUAUGCUUUUGUUUAGUUAGUUUGUUCCAGUAAGAUCGAUCUGAGCUUAAUUUCACAAUCAUCUAGAGCUAGCUCGUCCCCUAUGUAACUAUGUUAUGUGCAUGACUUUGUAUAGCCAGAUCGAUCCAUCACUGCAGCAAAAAGAAAUAAUGGAUAACCUCAGAUCCAUUAAUAAAUAAAUCUUUGCUGCUUGCUUCUGUUGUCCUGUGUUGGAUUGAUUGUAAGUUUCAGGUAGUUUUGUGUUGUGUUCAACUACUGUUGAAAGGUUAA